Messenger RNA from Bathycoccus prasinos, 687 nucleotides. RefSeq names its product peptidylprolyl isomerase FKBP-type. Lineage: Eukaryota; Viridiplantae; Chlorophyta; Mamiellophyceae; Mamiellales; Bathycoccaceae. The record is from RefSeq and is a predicted model, not a curated record. The transcript has a single exon. Gene Ontology annotation, molecular function: peptidyl-prolyl cis-trans isomerase activity. The coding region runs from base 1 to 687 and encodes 228 amino acids.
AUGGUAUCAUCAGUAUCCUUAUCCUCUGCUUUGAGUAUCAGCAAUACAAAUAAUAAAACUUCUUCUUCUUCAUCCUCUCUGCACACGGAGAGAAAACAUAUAAUUCAUCCUCGUCAUCAACAUCAUCAUCGUCAUCGCAACCAACUGUGCAACCAAAGAAGACACAUCAGAAGAAGAAGAAAACAAGGAGUGUGUUCGGCUGCUUUGACCAACGGGCAGAAGGUUGCUUUGCACUACAAAUUGACGAACGGAGAGACCAGCGAACUCAUCGACGAUACGUCCACGCGAGGUCAAGCUGUGGAGAUUACGUUAGGAAGCGGGGAGUUAUUCCCUAAAUUGGAAGCGCAAUUAUUAACGUGCGAAGUUGGAAGUAAAGUGAAACUGACGCUCGAACCGGAAGAUACGUACGGGAACUUUGACGAGAAGAAGAUUCAAAAACAACCGAUUUUACCGGAAGAAAUGGUUCAAGUGAAGGAACAAGUGCAGCCUGGACAAGUCGUGCAGCUCGCACCAAACGUCAUAGCGAAAGUCGUCGAGAUUGGCGAGGACUCUUUGACGUUAGAUUUUAAUCAUCCUUUGGCGGGAUUGAAAUUGACUUUUGAAGUCGACGUAAUCGCGGUAAAAGACGCGCCAACACUUUUCGGAACCCCGAUGGUUAAGUUCACACCUCCAGGUCAGCCGCGAUAA